Messenger RNA from Dovyalis caffra, 2451 nucleotides. NCBI's taxonomy places the organism in Eukaryota, Viridiplantae, Streptophyta, Magnoliopsida, Malpighiales, Salicaceae. The record is from the annotation of a GenBank genome assembly.
AUGCCACCAUCAGCCGCCGCUACCGGUGAUGACGACGAAGACAACGAGCCUCUCUCUUCCAAUCCUCCUCUCGCUGAAAUCUCGGAUUCCGAUAUGGAUAUCGAUAAGGAUGAUGAAGAAAAAGAAGAGGAUCCUGAAGAAGAAGUCGGUGCUGGUGAAAAUGACGACGACGACGAGAUAGAAGUAGAAGAAGAAGUUGAAGUGGAGAAAGUUAAUCAGAGAUGUAACGAUAAUAGAAAACUUAAGGAGUUUGACAGGCAACUGGUAUCACAUUCUGCACAUGAGAUAUCUGAACUGAAGGAAGAUAGUGUCAGUAAUUUCAAAUGUUCUGGUCCUUCAGAUGGACCAUUAACGAUGCAGAAGGGCAAGUCAUAUGCGAAUUAUGCAGAUUCUAGGUCCCCAAAAUCAAGUAAACAUUUGAUUAUUUCUCAGAAAAAUGGAAGUUUCGAAUAUGCAGUCAACAAAACAGAUGCUGAGGCUCUUAUGAUAAAGAAGAACCCGGAAGGAUGCAGUGAAGCCUAUGGCAAUAGCAAGUCUCAUUUAAGUAAUAAUGAAGCUAUAGCUGUUGAGAUCACUGAGUCAUUUAUAACCACAGGCAUAGAGGAGGAUGCUCUCUUAACUAAGAGAAACUGCUUGGUUGAGAAGGCUAAUGUUGUCCUGGAUUCCAAGGAAGAACUUAAGCCAGUGGAUGUGAAGUCAGAGGAUCCUAAAGAGCAAACAGCAUUGAGAUUGGUGGCUUCUGGGAUAAGGGCAAGAAGUUUAUCCCCUUCUACCGAGCUUAGGGAUGGAAACAAACGCCCAGCAGUAAUUUGUGACUUUUUUUCCAAAGGGUGGUGUGUUAGAGGGAGUUCGUGUAGGUUCCUACACAUAACCAACAAAGCAGAUAAUAAUAACCAACAGCCAGGGGUAGAAGAGGUUGCUACACGAGAAGACCAGUUUGAUGAAGGUGUGAGAAACAUUUUAGAGACACCGAAGUUCCCUCAUUUUCCUUACCCAGUUGCUUCUUCAACAGGAAAAGAAGCAACAUUUUCUUCUCAUUUUUAUUCAGAAAGACUCCCAUCACGAGAACACAAAGAAAACCAAAGGUUUCAUCAGUUCGAUGAUAAACACAAGUUCUCACCUCUACAAAGAGAGGGCAUUCCUCCCGAUGCCAAGCAGUUUUCUUCCUCCAAAGAUGAUCCUGGGUUUUCUUCCUCAUUUAAGCAUUUAGGAAUAGAGAAUUUUAGACAACAUUGGCCUGUGCCUGAUUAUGGCAACUACACUUCUCUAAUUAAUAGAGGAUCACCGUUUUCUUUUAGUUCCUCUUUUGAUACAAGUCUGCUUGGUUCUCAAAAACUGCUGGAUGGUGAUCGUGCUUCUAGAUCUUCUUUGUUACUGCAAACGGCUUCUGCUUUCUCUGGUUCUGAGCGAGAAAAGUUUUCUCCAGUUGGUGUAUCUGGGGAUCGAUUGCAUCAUGCAGAACAUAAAGCGGAAAUUUCCUCAAAUGACUGGGAGCCAUCUUACGACCCUCUUCAAGAUAGCUUUGACUUGCCCAAUAUAGGAGACAAAUCCUUCAAAUUCUCUUUCUUUAGUCUAGGAGGAUCUAUCUCAAAUAUGUCGCAGCAACCAAUAUAUGGAGAUUCCUUAUCAAGUCGGACCUUUGGCACCGAAAGUAAUGGUGACAAAAGUACUACAUCUUUUCGUGAUAAACUCCAUGGAGGUCUGUUGGAUAAGAAUUGUAGUACACCCGGAAAAGAUUCAUUUACCACUGCAACUGUGACAGGGGGGACUGGUACUGCUGAUGGGGAAAAUGGGAAUGCACCCAAGGAAGAAAGUGCCUCAGGCACUGGUUAUGACAAAGAUAGUCGAAUUACAAAGAAAAUUGAUGCUCGUGAUGGUAGGCCUCACAGAGAUAGGUCAAGACACAAAAAGGACUUGAAGGCAGAUAGUGUUAGACAAAACAAUGAAAUGGAGGUUGACCAAAAGAUAGAUGGGGAUGGGCAAAAAGAAUCAAAAGUGCUGAGACAUUUUCGUUCUGCUCUUAUUGAUUUUGUUAAAGAAUUGUUGAAACCUAUCUGGCGUGAGGGUCAUCUCAGCAAGGAUGCACAUAACACAAUAGUUAAAAAGACAGUUGAGAAGGUUAUUCGCACCUUGCAGCCUCAUCAAAUUCCAGCUACUCUAGAGUCAAUUAAGCAAUAUCUUUCUUCAUCUCAGCCAAAAAUGGCAAAGCUUGUUGAGGGAUAUGUUUCCAAUCUUUAUGAGGCUUAUUUAGCAGUAGUUAAAACUGAGAUUCAGAUUCCUGUCUUUAUGAAUGAUAUGUGCAUCUUGCUUUUCUCUGCUAUUGAAAUCGUAUAUGGAGAUGUUUAUGCAGUGAGUGGGCUUGUGAGCAUGGCAUUCCCUGCAUGGGCUUGUAGUUGUAGACCUGUAUUGGAGAUUGACGUUUCUGCAGGGCGAUCCUUAUUUGAACUAUGA